AUGGCAAAAAGGUUUAAGCAAUGCAUGCAACCUCUUGGUUUGCUAGCUGCCAAUACUACCAUUGCAAUCACAAAUCCUGUCAGCCACAUUCUUGCAGUGGACAAUACUUUGAACUUUCAUUUUUCAGCAAACAGUGUUGAAAUGCAAGGACUUGUCCAGGGGGUAAGAUCUUGCCAGGAAACCCUCAGAGUGGCAAUUCUAAGGCAUCCUCAUGUCAGAGACAUAAUUGAGAGGAGAAAGAUAUUAUCACAUUCUGGAUGUGUGACCUCCUCUCCUCCAGUGGGAGAGAAAGGACUAGAGAAUUUAACAGUGGCAGAUGUACUGGUGACAAAGGGAGAAGAAAAGCUUGGCUCUUGGCUCUGGUGCCGCACCACUGACACCGUUUAUGAUGCUGUGAAGAAUACUUAUCUGAGGAAGAUAAUAGCACAAGGGAGAUCAUCUAAAUACACAAGAGUUGGGGAAAUUAUGACAGAUGAGAACAAGUUAAUAACUGUGGCAUCUGACACAAACAUUCUACAAGCAAUGAAGCUGAUGACAGACAAUCACAUUCGACAUGUUCCUGUCAUAGAUGGAACGAUAGCUGGGAUGGUUUCCAUGGUAGAUGUGGUUCGAGCUGUGGCAGAGCAGCAGGGUCGAGAAUUGAAGCGGCUGAACGAGUUCAUUAAAGGAAUAGAAUCUAACAAUAUCAAUGUAUGAAAGCUUCCUGCUUGUAGGGAUAACAUGUCUUCAGAAUCUACUCGCAUCAAGAUCUCUUUAAAUCUCACAUAGAAGAAAAGAAAAACUUGGAUCCAGAAACUGUCAGGCAUGAAUGGUGGGAUUGCGCGUGUGCAUGAUUGCUGUGUGAGCAUAACCUCAACUCGUAAGAUCAGUCAAAGAAAAACAUAGGGUACGAAGAUGUCUAUGGGCAUGCCUCCAGUCUUGUGUGGAUAAUGUGUAAGAGCGCAAGGCAAUCCAGCAUCUGACAGAGAAAUAUCAUAGCGCAUGUAAAGCAACACGUUUAGCUAAUACAAAAUGAACCAACCUGCUUCUUUCAAUUAA
Molecule: messenger RNA, 1038 nt
Organism: Populus trichocarpa (black cottonwood)
Lineage: Eukaryota; Viridiplantae; Streptophyta; Magnoliopsida; Malpighiales; Salicaceae
Product: CBS domain-containing protein CBSX3, mitochondrial-like
Exons: 5
Coding region: 1-696 (231 amino acids)
Source: RefSeq, a predicted model, not a curated record